GUGUGUUUGGUGACGGGGGCCAGUCGUGGAAUCGGGAAAGGAAUUGCCUUGGAACUUGGCAAGCAGGGAGCGAUUGUUUACAUUACGGGCACGUCUACCAGCGACAAUAGCUCGUCGUUGAACGCCGCGACGGGGCCUUAUUCCGCCACGAAAGAAUCCGGUGGACCUGGUACUAUUGAGCAGACUGCGCAGGAAAUCAUGAACGCGGGUGGUAUCGGGGUUGCCGUCCUCUGCAAUCAUGCGGUGGACAGUGAAGUGAAGCACCUCAUGGACCGUAUUGAACGAGACCACGGUCGCCUUGAUAUUCUGAUCAACAACGCUUUUCGGCUACCGCAAGGAGGUGUUGAAAUGCUGUACAAAAAGUUCUGGGAACAGGGUCCAGAAAUAUGGGAUACUCUACACACGGUUGGUCUGCGUAGCCACUUCGUCGCCAGCGUUUAUGCCAUGCCACUUCUGCAAGCCGCCAAGAAAAAUCCGCAGCGUAAUUUACCUCGCCCUUUCGUUGGGAUGGUUUCAUCCUUUGGAGGACUAACGUAUACCUUCAACGUACCGUAUGGAGUUGGAAAGGCCGGAGUAGACCGAUUGGCCAAAGACAUGGCCGUCGAACUAACACCAGAAGAUAUCUGUGUUGUUUCCUUCUGGCCCGGAGUUGUGGACACGGAACGAACCCAAGAAAGCGUCAAAAAAGGCGAUUGGGAGAAAUACGUGGGACUUCCACUUGACAAUGCAGAAACGCCAGGCUUCACAGGCAAAGCUAUUAUAGCUACCGCUACCGACCCGAGCAAUAUGCGCAAAACUGGAACGUAUCAAGUCGUUGCAGAAUUGUCGGAGGAGUACAAUUUUUUCGACGUCAAUGGGAAUCGACCGCCCAGCAUUCGUUCUCUACGAUUUCUGCUUCCAAGCUACGCCUUUGAUCAAGCUACAAGAGAUAUGGUACCUGGUUGGAUGAUUCCAGACUGGAAGCUGCCGUUUUGGGUCAUGGCGCAGGGACAACCACCAGCGUAA
Phaeodactylum tricornutum CCAP 1055/1 is the source of this 1005-nucleotide messenger RNA. RefSeq lists its product with no specific name. The record is from RefSeq and is a predicted model, not a curated record. NCBI's taxonomy places the organism in Eukaryota, Bacillariophyta, Bacillariophyceae, Surirellales, Neidiaceae. The annotation marks the transcript as partial. The transcript has a single exon. Gene Ontology annotation, molecular function: oxidoreductase activity.